Messenger RNA from Meloidogyne enterolobii, 423 nucleotides. The record is from the annotation of a GenBank genome assembly. Lineage: Eukaryota; Metazoa; Nematoda; Chromadorea; Rhabditida; Meloidogynidae.
AUGUUUUUACCAGCCUCAGGAAUGGGUUAUUGGUAUAGAACACAAGAUGAUGAUGAAUUAGAUGUUUUUGUACAAAUAACGGCAUCGGAUGAAGCUGUCUGGGUAUUAAAUAAUUUUGGAAUGGUUGCUGCAAGAGUUGGGCUUAGAAGGUGUCCGAUGGGUGUUGAUUGGGCAUACUUGGACAAUCAACCAAAAAAAUUUGUCUCAAUUUCAAUUUAUAAAAGGAUAGGAUUUGGACUGGAUAAUCAAGGCGUUAUUUGGUUAAUUAAUGGUGUGGGACUUGAAAGUCCUUUUGGUGUUGAUAAUUGGUUAAUUCAAUACCAAAAAUGUCACCAAUUAAUGAAUGGCGAUUAAGUGUUGGAUCAAUUGGGAUUUUUGUUAAUGUUGGAACUGCUUUGGUUUAUUUGCCUGAACCUUUUAUUG